Messenger RNA from Raphanus sativus (radish), 738 nucleotides. RefSeq lists its product as uncharacterized. Gene Ontology annotation, molecular function: structural constituent of ribosome. Gene Ontology annotation, biological process: translation. NCBI's taxonomy places the organism in Eukaryota, Viridiplantae, Streptophyta, Magnoliopsida, Brassicales, Brassicaceae. Gene Ontology annotation, cellular component: large ribosomal subunit; mitochondrion. The record is from RefSeq and is a predicted model, not a curated record. The coding region runs from base 159 to 488 and encodes 109 amino acids. The transcript is spliced from 3 exons.
AUUUAUAGCUUGAGCUAUUGUGAAACUCAUUUCACGACUGUCGUGCUGCUAAAACCCUUGGCCAAAAGCGAAAGCUCAACGAUUGUUCCGAGCUCUGUUCGCCGUCGAACGAUCUGUUUCACCGGACUUCUCCCAUCCAUUUCUUCCAGAAAGUAAGGAUGAGUGGUUUUAGAGCAUUCAAAGCGCAAGUUCCCAUUGAAUGGAGCCAGAGCUUGUACAUAACCUUAGUGAGAGGUCUCCCUGGAACGAGGAAGCUUCACAGGCGUACACUCGAGGCCAUGGGACUCCGGAGAUGCCACCGCACUGUUUUGCACUCCAACACUUCUUCCAUUAGAGGAAUGAUUCAACAGGUUAAAAGGAUGGUUGUUGUUGAAACGGAGGAGAUGUACACAGCUCGCAAGGAAGCGGAAGCUAACCAUAAAGCUCUGCGUCCGCCACUUGUUGUCAGUCAUUCAAGCCCUGCAACAGGCUCCUCCAACAUGUCUUGAGGUUUUUUCAAGAAGAUGGGUAAAGGCUAUUCAAAUUGUCACUUUGCUUAAGAUCCACUUGUAAUCUCUCCUUACUUUAAGAUUCCGACAAGGUGUGAGGGAAGUCAUAAGUAGUAGUCUAGACACAAUAACUAACAAGUGUUGGUAUUAGUGAAUUGGUGCCUCUUAAUGUUUCUGGUGUACACUGGAUCCUUUAUGUAUGUUUGCUCUCAUUUUAUCAAAUCUCAAACCCAUAAGUUUGGUUACUUUC